AUGAAGCUCGAGGGGAAGGCUUUCAUCAUAACCGGCGGCUGUGGUUCAAUCGGCGGCACCACUGCCAGAUCCAUCAUUGCCAAGGGCGGCAUCGCUGUGAUCUUCGACAUUCUUCCUCAAGAGGCCGGUGAGGCCAAAGUGAAGGAGUACCACCCUACCAACGCACACUACUUCAAGACCGACAUCUCCGAUAUCGAUGCCCUUAGCGCCUCGGCCAACGCGGCCCUCCAGGUCAUCCCCAAGGGCAGCCUGGCCGGUGGUGUUCACUGCGCCGCCAUUGCCCCUUCCCGAACGUGGUCCAAUAAGUUGGUUGACUCUGCAAAGGACUUUGCCAAGGUGCUUAAUAUGAAUGCGUACGGUACCUUCGCCGUCGACUCUGUCAUCGCGGAUGCCAUUAAUAGCCAGUACCCCGACGAGGGACCUUUUGGCCCCCGUACCACCGAGGAGAGGGGUUGCAUCAUCAACAUUGCCUCUGCCGUCGCUCACCCAGUUCCCGCUCGGUGCCUUACGUACGGUCCUACCAAGACCUGUGUGCUCGGUAUCACCGGAGGCAUGGCCGACUUCCUCGGCCCUUACGGCAUCCGCGUCAACUCUGUUUCCCCCGCCGUUGUCGCUUCUGCGCUGAUGGGCGACCGCCUCCCAUACUUCAACGCUGAGCUCGACGCUGCGGCUGUGUUCCCUCGACGGACCUCAGAAGCUACCGAGGUCGCAUCGGGCAUCGUCUUCCUCCUUGAGAAUUCCAUGAUGAACGACUUCGAGCUCAGGAUCGAUGGUGGCUGGAGGGGUUGCUCCAACUGGGCCGGUCCCAAGGAUCCCCGGGCCAAUGCGCCUGCCCUCGAAUAA
This is a messenger RNA of Diaporthe amygdali, 843 nucleotides long. Its product is annotated as 3-hydroxyacyl-CoA dehydrogenase. NCBI's taxonomy places the organism in Eukaryota, Fungi, Ascomycota, Sordariomycetes, Diaporthales, Diaporthaceae. The transcript has 6 exons. Gene Ontology annotation, cellular component: mitochondrion. Bases 1 to 843 code for a protein of 280 amino acids. Gene Ontology annotation, molecular function: 2,4-dienoyl-CoA reductase (NADPH) activity. Gene Ontology annotation, biological process: fatty acid beta-oxidation. The record is from RefSeq and is a predicted model, not a curated record.